Cinclus cinclus is the source of this 1176-nucleotide messenger RNA. It is a transcript of the gene VAMP4, whose product is annotated as vesicle associated membrane protein 4. Gene Ontology annotation, biological process: Golgi ribbon formation; vesicle-mediated transport. The transcript is spliced from 7 exons. NCBI's taxonomy places the organism in Eukaryota, Metazoa, Chordata, Aves, Passeriformes, Cinclidae. The coding region runs from base 158 to 583 and encodes 141 amino acids. Gene Ontology annotation, cellular component: membrane. The record is from RefSeq and is a predicted model, not a curated record.
CUCUCCGGCACCGGCCAUUUCCCGCCGGUCCGGUCCGGCCCGGCCCGGUUCGGUGAGCGCGGGGCCGGCGGGUCCUAUUCUGGGCCUGCCGGGCGCUCCCUGCUCUCCCCUCCAGGCUUCUCCUCCCGGACGCGAAGCCCCGCGGCACUGACCGGCCAUGCCUCCCAAAUUCAAGCGGCACCUGAACGACGACGAGGUGACGGGCUCGGUGAAGAGCGAGCGGAGGAACCUCUUGGAGGAAGACUCUGAUGAAGAGGAAGACUUUUUCUUGAGAGGGCCUUCUGGACCCAGGUUUGGACCCAGGAAUGACAAGAUCAGGCAUGUCCAGAACCAGGUGGAUGAAGUCAUCGAUGUCAUGCAGGAGAACAUCACCAAGGUGAUCGAAAGGGGCGAGCGCCUGGAUGACCUGCAGGAUAAAUCAGACAGUUUAUCAGACAACGCAGCAGCUUUUAGCAAAAGAGCCAAGCAUCUCCGGAGACAGAUGUGGUGGCGAGACUGUAAGAUGAAGGCGAUCAUAGCGAUGGUCGUGGUCAUUCUCCUGCUCGUCAUCAUCGUCCCCAUAGUCCUGAAGUACCGUUCCUGACAGGGCAGCUGGAGGCUUCAGUGGAUCUGCCUCUGGAAUAACCCAACUGCUGUGUAAUUUAAGUGACAUAUCUGUAUAUAGCUUGGAAGUUGUUUAUUCUCCUGGGAGCAGGAGGUGGUGGCAAGCAGCCAGUUCUGAGGGAGCAUUUUAAGGACUACCAAACAACCCUUUUCUAGUCCAGUACCUGUUCCUGCUGUCAGACUUUUUUUUUAUAAUACAAGAUUCAGAUCCCCAACUGCCUGUUUUGUGGAGUUCUGGGUCUCUGGUUUGGAGCUGGCUACUUGCCCCUAUGGUCCAUCUGUAUAUAUGGUUAAGUUGUAACAAUAAUAAUAAUAAUAUAAUAAUAAUAAUAAUACAGUUUUGAGCAGCUCCCUGCUGCCUACUGGAAGGCAGAGGGGACUCUGUCUGAAUCAGAGAAAAGGAGGUGAUAAAUGUCUGAAGAGAAAUAUACCAAUAUAUCUUACAGGGAGUGGAUUCUUAUGAGGACAACUGCAAAGGUGUUGUUUUUCUCUUGUUCAAAAAAAAAAGGUAAAAAAAAAAAAAGUGAAAGAUAAAAAUGAAACUAGGUUCUACAGUCCAGAAGACUUUCUGGU